AGCUUCUUUGACGAUGGAGGCCAGCAAGAAGCGCAAGCUGGGGUCGGGCGAGGCCGCGGACGCCCCGGUCCAAGACGAUACGAAGGUGCUCAUGCGCCUCCUCGAGCCCUUCUCUCGCGACCAGCUCGUGGCCAUCUUGGUCAGCGCGGCCAUGCAGCACAACUCGAUCUUGACCGAGAUCAAGACCAUGGCCAGCACGGACGUCGUGCACCGCAAGAUCUUUGUGCGCGGUCUUCCGUGGGACAUUACGAGCGACCGGCUACGCCUGCAUUUUGUCCAGUUUGGGCCCAUCGACGACGCGAUCGUGAUCAUGGACAAGGCCACGGGCAAGAGCAAGGGCUUUGGCUUUGUGACAUUUGCCGAUAUGGAGGCAGCCGACCACGCACUCGAGGCGCAGCCGCACGACAUUGACGGGCGCAAGUGCCCGUGCAACUUGGCGGCGACCCACGAGUCGUCGUCGUCGCGGCAGCGGGCCGACGUCGCUGCGUCGUACCAAAAGGCGCCGCCCGCCGCCUACACACCACCGCCAGCAACGCCGUACCCACCGCCCGCGCCAAGUCAUGCGCCAUCGUCGUCGACAAGCGGCGAUGCGGGGCCGCCGGGCGACGAGACGGACCGCAAGCUCUUUGUGCGAGGACUGCAUUGGGACACACAGGUCGAGACGGUCACGACCGAGUUUGCCAAGUACGGCGAGAUUGAAGACAUCUCGGUCAUGAAGGACCGCCAAACGGGCAAGUCCAAGGGCUACGGCUUCAUCGUCUACCGGCACCAAAACGCCGCCAAGCGCGCGUUGGCGCAGCCCAUGAAACUCAUCGAGGGGCGGAAUACGCACUGCAACUUGGCGUCGCAGCCGACACGCGGCAACAACAACAACGCUGCUGCGAGCCAUCACCACGCCCAAAGCAGCCAUGCACACCACCCGCCGGGACCACCGUUCCACGCGCCACCCAUGCAACCGGCGUACCCGCCUCCAAUGUACAUGGUGCCCCCGUCCUAUGGCAUGCCGCCACCGCCCUACGCCGACCCGGCCGCGUAUCCUGCGUACCCGCAGCCGCCACCCAUGCCUGGCUACGGCUACCACAUGCAGCACCCGCCGCCGCCGAGACAGUAG
Messenger RNA from Saprolegnia parasitica CBS 223.65, 1111 nucleotides. RefSeq lists its product as hypothetical. The record is from RefSeq and is a predicted model, not a curated record. Bases 14 to 1111 code for a protein of 365 amino acids. Gene Ontology annotation, molecular function: RNA binding. NCBI's taxonomy places the organism in Eukaryota, Oomycota, Saprolegniomycetes, Saprolegniales, Saprolegniaceae. The transcript has 3 exons.